Xiphophorus hellerii (green swordtail) is the source of this 3341-nucleotide messenger RNA. RefSeq names its product tousled-like kinase 1a (gene tlk1a). NCBI's taxonomy places the organism in Eukaryota, Metazoa, Chordata, Actinopteri, Cyprinodontiformes, Poeciliidae. Gene Ontology annotation, biological process: peptidyl-serine phosphorylation; chromosome segregation; intracellular signal transduction. Gene Ontology annotation, cellular component: nucleus. Gene Ontology annotation, molecular function: ATP binding; protein serine/threonine kinase activity. The record is from RefSeq and is a predicted model, not a curated record.
GCUCUGCUUAGGUAAAAAAAAGAGGUUUGUGCCCUAAAAGAACAGCAGUUUUCCCGUUUUCUGUCCCUGGUGGUCGGUGUACCUGUGUGAAAAAAACAACAUGCGGUCCACCGCACGGCUCGCUUCCCAGUCCGUGUGAGCGACCUGCGCUGCGGCACCCACAGAUAAAAAAGUAGCUUGAUGAGAAUCCAAAGUAGUGGAAGUUUGGAGGGGACGCCAUCUUGGUCCCAGCUCUCCACGUCCCCAACACGGACUGUGUUUCAGCAGCAUACCUCGGCAGGGGUGAAGGCCUCGGAAGGCACCAUGGAGGAGCUGCACAGCCUGGACCCCCGCAGACAGGAACUGCUGGAGGCUCGUUUUAUGGGCGGGGUCAGUGGCAGCACAGGGGGAAGCACGUGCAGCACAAGUGGAGGAACCAAAGGACUGACCAACAAUGAAUGUUCAAAUCAUAGUUUUGGAAGUUUGGGAUCCUUAAGUGACAAGGAGUCCGAGACUCCAGAGAAGAAACAGUCAGAAACAACUAGAGGCAGAAAAAGGAAGCCUGAGAUCCAGUCAGAGAGCAGCCAAGGAAAAUCGGCUGUGCGAGGACCCAAAAUAAGUGAUUACUUUGAUUUUCAGGGAGGGAACGGGUCCAGUCCUGUGAGAGGCCUCCCCCCAGUGCUCCGCUCACCCCAGAACUCACAUUCCCAGUCGGCUCAGGGCGUUGCUGUUAGACAAAAUAGUUCUUCUCCUACUAAUAUGUCUUUUGUGGACCAGAUGCCAAAUCCAAAGCAACUAUCGGUCAAAUUUGUUCAGACUGACCUUACAGUUUUGAAGUUGGCUGCCCUUGAAAGUACAAAGAACCUAGACCUUGAGAAGAAGGAGGGUAGAAUAGAUGACUUGCUAAGGGUAAACUGUGAUCUCAGGCGGCAGAUAGACGAGCAGCAAAAAUUACUUGAAAAGUAUAAGGAACGCUUGAAUAAAUGCAUCACCAUGAGCAAAAAGUUGCUUAUAGAAAAGAGCACACAGGAGAAGCAGGCCUGUCGGGAGAAGAGCAUGCAGGAUAGGUUACGUCUGGGCCAUUUCACCACCGUGAGACACGGCGCCUCCUUCACAGAGCAGUGGACAGACGGCUACGCCUUCCAGAACCUCGUCAAGCAGCAGGAGUGGAUAAAUCAACAGAGAGAAGACAUCGAGAGGCAGAGGAAACUUCUUGCCAAGAGGAAGCCUCCGUCCUCCAGCAACUCCCAAGCACCAACCACAAACUCAGAGCCAAAGCAACGCAAAACCAAGGCAGUGAAUGGAGCAGAGAGCGAUCCCUUUCUAAAACCCAGCCUACCUCAACUGCUGACUCUAGCAGAGUACCACGAACAGGAAGAGAUCUUCAAACUGCGACUUGGACAUCUGAAGAAGGAAGAAGCUGAGAUCCAGGCUGAGCUGGAGCGCCUGGAGAGAGUCCGCAACCUUCACAUUAGGGAGCUGAAGAGAAUAAAUAAUGAAGACAGCUCCCAAUUUAAAGAUCACCCCACGCUAAAUGAACGGUAUCUGCUCCUACACCUCUUGGGUCGGGGAGGCUUUAGUGAAGUUUACAAGGCUUUUGACUUGAUUGAACAACGAUAUGCUGCUGUGAAGAUUCACCAACUUAAUAAGAACUGGAGAGAAGAGAAAAAGGAGAACUAUCACAAGCAUGCAUGUCGAGAGUACAGAAUACACAAGGAGCUGGACCAUCCCAGGAUCGUAAAACUUUACGACUACUUCUCACUGGAUACAGACACGUUUUGUACAGUCAUGGAGUACUGCGAGGGCAACGACUUGGAUUUCUACUUGAAGCAGCAUAAGCUAAUGUCUGAGAAAGAGGCUCGGUCUAUCGUCAUGCAGAUUGUGAACGCACUAAAAUAUCUAAACGAAAUCAAACCUCCCAUCAUCCAUUAUGACCUUAAACCAGGUAACAUCUUGCUAGUGGACGGCACAGCCUGCGGGGAAAUAAAAAUCACAGACUUUGGUCUUUCCAAAAUAAUGGAUGACGACAACUAUGGCGUUGAUGGGAUGGACCUGACGUCGCAGGGGGCAGGAACCUACUGGUACCUUCCUCCUGAAUGUUUUGUGGUUGGUAAAGAACCGCCAAAGAUCUCCAAUAAGGUGGAUGUGUGGUCAGUCGGUGUCAUCUUUUUCCAGUGUUUGUAUGGAAGAAAGCCGUUUGGCCACAACCAGUCGCAGCAGGACAUUCUGCAGGAGAACACUAUUCUGAAAGCUACUGAGGUCCAGUUUCCUGUAAAGCCAGUUGUCAGUAAUGAAGCUAAGGCCUUCAUAAGACGCUGCCUGGCCUACAGGAAGGAGGAUCGAGUCGACGUUCUCCAGCUGGGCAGCGACCCCUACCUGCUCCCUCAAAUGCGAAGAUCGAGCUCCUCUGGAAAUCUACAGAUGAGCGCUGCUAGCGCUGGCUCGGCCUCAUCCAGUCUCAUCUCAUACUGACAGUUUUGAACUUUAUAAGAGAGGCGAAGCAAGAACUCAAGUUGCAACUGUGAGGCUCAUCUGGGAGGCCUGGACUUGUGACGGGAGCAGCAGAAAGAGCAGGACCGGAGAGCGGGGAUGUCUGUUGGCCUCCUCUGACCUGCGCCUGGAUUCUUCUCCUUUAUCAGGACUUUUAUCAGUGGAAGGAUGGAGAAGUCGUGUUUUACAGAACGUGUGUUGGGAUGGGCGUCCGACAAAAGCACUGAAACUAUGUAUUUUGAAGAAAAUGUGACUGGACACCCCGUAGAGAAGUUGCAGAUGAAUGGAGCAUUCAGUGGCUGAAUGGAGAUUCGGCUGUGUGCCAUUUGAUUUAAUAAGACUGUCCUGCCAGGAUGCAAGUGAUUCAGCUGCUAGAAGUUAAUUUACUGUGAGGAGAAGUGAGUCAUCGUUAUGUAGAAUUAAAGAAAUUUCACUAUUGAUUUGGAUAAUUGUUCUGUUUUUUGUUUUUUUCCCCCCACAAAUGUUAGGCUUUAAUUUGAGUAACUUAGCCAUGGGAAUGUAAUGUGUAGCAUAUAAGUGGCAUCUAGUGUCAUGUAGGCUGGAGCAGCAUACUUACAUACAUUAAAUGCACAAAGUAACCAAAUGUAGAAAAAUGAUGUAUAAAACCCUAUGCAGGAAUAUUAACAUAUAAAUUGGAAACUGUAUAUGCUGUAUAGGUGAAUUUUCAAAUUUCGAGCUGCAGCAGUGAUGUGUUAAAGGAGUUAAAAGUUUUCCUGACAUAAAAUGAGUUUCCUGGAGUGUUUUCAUUUUGCUGCUUUGCCGCUCUUACUUUUUCAAGGGCUGUAUGUUCCACUUUGGGUACAAGUUGUACAGUUCUGCUUAGAGUGAAUAAUAAAUUCCAAGAAAUGGUU